Messenger RNA from Protobothrops mucrosquamatus (brown spotted pit viper), 791 nucleotides. Its product is annotated as F-box only protein 6-like. The transcript is spliced from 5 exons. Gene Ontology annotation, biological process: SCF-dependent proteasomal ubiquitin-dependent protein catabolic process; glycoprotein catabolic process. The record is from RefSeq and is a predicted model, not a curated record. Gene Ontology annotation, molecular function: protein binding; ubiquitin protein ligase activity. Bases 1 to 753 code for a protein of 250 amino acids. NCBI's taxonomy places the organism in Eukaryota, Metazoa, Chordata, Lepidosauria, Squamata, Viperidae. Gene Ontology annotation, cellular component: cytoplasm; SCF ubiquitin ligase complex.
AUGGAGAACCUCCCCCAGGACGCCCUGCUUGCGGUGCUGGUUCUCGUGCCCGCCCAAGACCUGGUGCUUCGCUGCCGGCUGGUCUGCUCCCUCUGGCGCGGGCUGGUAGACUUGCCUUCGCUCUGGAGGCUCAAGUGCCAACGGGAGGGCUACCGGCCGGAGCCGCUGGACAGCCACGUCCCGGACUGGCGGGAUUUCUACUUUCUCUGCAGCCUGAAGAAGAACUUGAUCAAGAACCCCUGUGCUGAAGGCUUCGAACCCUGGCAGAAAGAGUCGGAUGGAGGCAGUGGCUGGAAAAUCGAGCAGCUUCCGGGAGAUCAUGGGAGAAAUUUCCCUCUUCCCCACGUUAAGAAGUACUUCGUGACGUCUUACGGAUCAUGCAUGAAGAGGCAGCUGAUCACCCUACGGGAUGACGGCUACUGCGACCAGUUGAUGGACGACAUCCGGCCUGAUAUUGUGGUGAGCGACUGGUACGCCGCACGUUUCGACUGCGGCUGCCAGUACCAAAUCUGCGUGAGGCUCCUGUCCAAAGACUAUAUUGUUCUCCAGGAGUUUCUGCCGGAAAAGGUGGAGAUCGAACAGUGGAGUGAUGCAGAAUGGCGCAAGGUGUCGUACACGUUUCACAACUACCCUCCUGGGGUCCGUCACAUCUUAUUUAGUCACGGAGGCCAAGACACGCAAUUCUGGGAUGGCUGGUAUGGUGUGCGAGUGACCAACAGCAGCCUCACUCUGGGUCCCCAAGUGGCAGAUUGAUGGACAAGGGCUGCUACGGUUUGAAUGGACUACAACUC